This is a messenger RNA of Erigeron canadensis, 2017 nucleotides long. Its product is annotated as CDPK-related kinase 5-like. Lineage: Eukaryota; Viridiplantae; Streptophyta; Magnoliopsida; Asterales; Asteraceae. The record is from RefSeq and is a predicted model, not a curated record. The transcript has 11 exons. Bases 49 to 1743 code for a protein of 564 amino acids. Gene Ontology annotation, molecular function: calcium-dependent protein serine/threonine kinase activity; calcium/calmodulin-dependent protein kinase activity; ATP binding. Gene Ontology annotation, biological process: peptidyl-serine phosphorylation; protein autophosphorylation; intracellular signal transduction. Gene Ontology annotation, cellular component: nucleus; cytoplasm.
AUAAGACCACAAGAUGGAAACCACUCAUAAUUCCAAACAACUCACACUAUGGGAUCAUGCUCUUCCAAACCUCCAAAACGUAACCCAUACUUGCCACCAGAUUUUCCGGAUCCGCCGCCCAAGACACCAAAAAACAAUCAUGCAUCCAAGACAUCAUCACCUUUAUACAAUCUUACUCCUCUCAAAUUAUUCCUCGAAAAAAAGUCCCCUGCGCGGGAGUCGAGCGCUGACUCGCCCCCGAGAAGGGGACCCUUUCCGCCGCUUUCACCAGCAAAGCAUAUAAUGGCUGUGCUGACAAGGCGGCGGGGUAAGAUAGAAGGAGACGAUGCAGUGACCGGUUUGGAUAAACGGUUUGGGUUGUCUAAAGGGUUUAAGGAUCGAUACGAGGUUGGAGAGGAAGUCGGGCGAGGACAUUUCGGGUUUACCGUAUCUGCCACGUCUAAGUCAGGUGAUCACGGAGGUCAAAAGGUGGCUGUUAAAGUCAUACCCAAGGCCAAGAUGACAACGGCUAUCGCAAUUGAAGAUGUACGAAGGGAAGUGAAAAUAUUGCGAGCAUUGACAGUACAUAGUAACGUUGUAGACUUCUAUGACGCAUAUGAAGACAACGAUCAUGUCUACUUUGUUAUGGAAAUGUGUGAAGGUGGUGAACUUCUUGAUCGAAUACUUACAAGGCGUGGGGAAUUCACUGAAGACGAGUCAAGAAAUAUAAUGGUACAGAUACUAAACGUGGUCGCUUUCUUUCAUCUUCAAGGUGUGGCACAUCGAGAUCUUAAACCCGAGAAUUUCUUGCUAAAAAAGAAGAACGAUUAUUCCCUGUUGAAAGCCAUUGACUUUGGGUUAUCUGAUUUCGUAAAGCCAGAUGAAAAAAUGAACGACAUUGUUGGAAGUGCAUAUUAUGUAGCGCCAGAGGUUCUACUCAAAUCGUAUGAUACAGAGGCGGAUGUAUGGAGUGUAGGCGUAAUUGCCUACAUUCUUCUUUGUGGAAGUAGACCAUUUUGGGCACGAACCGAGUCUGGAAUUUUCCGAGCGGUUCUUAAAACUGUUCCAAGUUUUGUCGAACCCUCAUGGUCUGACCUAUCCCCUUUGGCUAAACAUUUUGUGUUGUGUCUCUUGAAUAAAGACCCUCGUAAACGUAUGACCGCUGCACAGGCUCUAACUCAUCCAUGGAUUCGGGAUCACAGUGGUGUAGAUGUUCCAAUUGACAUUCGAGUUUUAAGAUCAUUGAAAGCCUACACGCUUUCAUCCCCUUUGCGUCAGGCUGCUUUACAGGCAUUGUCUAAAGCGUUAACUACCGACGAUCUGUUCUAUCUGAAGAAGCAGUUCACACACUUAGCUCAAGAACAAUCCGAAAAUGUAACCUUCACAAGCAUUAUAACGGCAUUGAAGAAACAUGAAACAAAUGCAAUGAAGGAGUCUCGUGUUACAGGCUACAUUAACUCUCUGACUGCACUACAAUUGGACUUUGAGGAAUUCUGUGCGGCUGCAGUUAAUGUGCAUCAGCUUGAAUCAUUUGAAAGCUGGGAACAGCUUGCUCGUUCUGCCUAUGAUAUUUUCGAUAAAGAUGCUAAUAGGGCCAUCGUUAUAGAAGAACUUGAAAAGGAAUUGGGACUUGGCCCUUCGGUACCAUUGGAUGUGGUUUUGAGCGAUUGGAUACGACAUCCCGAUGGAAAGCUAAACUUUCUUGGAUUUAAGAAGUUGUUACAUGGAAUAUCAACUAGAAACCAACGGAGGACGCCACGAUGAUAUGAUACGUACACAUGCAUAGUACAUAAUACUUAUGUUGACUGUUGGCUUGAGGUUUUCUAUCAAUGAGAGAUCCGGUAUUUCAGUUUCGGGUUUAUUUUUAAUUUUUUCAGCCUCUAAACAAACUAUUUUCAUCGAAAUACAAACAUGUACAGAAGAUUAUCAUCCAAUUAAGCUAGCUUAUAGUGUACAUCAAUUAAUGCUUAUAAGAACGUGAGUUUUGUAUAUGAAAACAGUAAAAAGAUGAAGAAUGGUAGCAAUGAUGAGUUGUAUA